CUCACCGCCAGUCGGGCUUCAAUUUGAAAACUCGACAACUCGUAGUCAACACGACAAACCGAGAGGAAACCAAAGGAAGAACGAACUUGUAUUAUCAAAAGCAUUUUUGGAAGCAAAAUUUUGAUCAGCUAACAGUAAAAAUGGCACCAGGAAAAGCACCAGCUAUUGGAAUUGAUUUGGGUACCACCUAUUCUUGUGUUGGAGUCUUCCAGAAUGGAAAGGUGGAGAUCAUUGCUAACGAUCAAGGAAAUAGGACGACACCCAGCUAUGUCGCCUUCACAGAUACAGAAAGAUUGAUUGGAGAUGCGGCUAAGAACCAGGUGGCAAUGAAUCCUAAGAACACAAUCUUUGAUGCCAAACGACUAAUUGGAAGGAGAUUCACAGAUGACAACGUACAAGCUGACAUGAAACAUUGGCCUUUCACAGUCACCAACAAAGGAGGCAAGCCAAUGCUACAGGCUGAGUACAUGGGAGAGAACAAGACUAUGGCACCAGAAGAAAUCAGCUCUAUGGUCCUGACAAAGAUGAAGGAGACAGCAGAAGCUUAUCUUGGUCAGAAGGUCACCGAUGCCGUCAUCACUGUCCCUGCUUACUUCAAUGAUGGACAACGACAGGCCACAAAGGAUGCAGGUGUUAUUGCAGGACUCAAUGUUCUUAGAAUCAUCAACGAGCCCACCGCUGCCGCUCUCGCCUACGGACUUGAUAAGAAGCUGAAAGGAGAGCAGCACGUUCUCAUCUUUGAUCUUGGUGGUGGUACGUUCGAUGUCUCUAUCCUGGCUAUCGAUGACGGAAUCUUCGAAGUAAAAUCAACAGCUGGUGACACUCACCUUGGAGGUGAAGACUUUGAUAACAGACUAGUCCAUCAUCUUGCCGAGGAAUUCAAGAGAAAGCACAAAAAAGACAUGAGGUCAAACCCAAGAUCGCUUCGCCGCCUCCGAACAGCGGCAGAGAGGGCCAAGAGAACGCUGUCAAGCAGUGCUUCAGCAAGCAUCGAAGUAGACUCACUCUAUGAAGGUACCGACUUCUACACCAAUGUCAGCAGAGCACGAUUUGAGGAACUUUGUUCAGAUCUCUUCAGGAAGUGUCUUGAACCAGUAGAGAGGGCAAUCGUUGACGCGAAGAUCGACAAGAAUAAGAUUGACACUGUCGUACUUGUAGGUGGAUCGACACGAAUUCCAAAGAUCCAGAAGCUUCUCCAGGAAUACCUCAAUGGCAAAGAUCUCAACAAGUCUAUCAACCCUGAUGAAGCAGUUGCCUAUGGCGCCGCUGUCCAAGCUGCCAUCCUAUCUGGAGACCAGAGUGAAGAAAUCAAAGAAGUUCUUCUUGUCGAUGUGGCUCCGCUCUCUCUAGGCAUCGAAACAGCAGGAGGUGUGAUGACAAACCUCAUUAAGAGAAACACAAGGAUUCCUACCAAGGAAGCCCAAACCUUCACAACUUACUCAGACAACCAACCAGCUGUUACCAUCCAAGUAUACGAAGGAGAAAGAGCCAUGACCAAAGACAACAAUAGACUUGCCCAGUUUGAGUUGUCUGGUAUCCCUCCAGCUCCCAGAGGAGUUCCAAAGAUUGAAGUCUCUUUUGACAUCGAUGCCAACGGCAUCAUGAACGUCACUGCCAAGGAUGAAAGCACCGGUCGAAGCAACAAGGUCACCAUCACCAACGACAGUGGGAGACUCUCUAAAGACGAUAUCGAUCGUAUGGUCAAUGACGCUGAAAGAUUCAAGGCUGAGGAUGAUGCUCAGCGUGAACGCAUCGCGGCUAGGAACCAACUUGAGAGCUAUGCCUUCAACAUCAAGUCCGCAAUCAAUGAUGCAUCGGUAGAGAGCAAAGUUAGCUCCAGUGACAAGGAAGUCGUGAUAAAAGCAGUUGAUGAAGUCAUCACCUGGAUGGACAAUAAUUCUUUGGCGGACAAAGAAGAAUUCUCGUUCAAGUUGGAAGAGCUGCAGAAGACGUGUUCCCCCAUCAUGGCUAAACUUCAUGCCGGUGGUAGCUCAGGUCAACCAGGACCACAGACCAACUCACCAUCAUCAGGAAAUGGAGGACCUACUGUCGAGGAAAUGGAUUGAUCUAUGGAACAGCACAAAUUACGGACUAUGAAAUAAUUUCUUAUAUACUAAUCUUAUAACAUUGUUGUUUGAAAAUAGUAAUGCAAAAAAUAAUAAUUACCAAUUUGAUAUACAAACUCAUAUUUAUCGAUUUCACAAAGUAUAACUUACUAAUAAGUAAUAGAAGUUUACAAGUAUUAUGUUAAAAUGAAGAAUUUUGAUUUCUUACGGAUACUACAACUAAACAACACAACUAAUAUUUUUUAACCAUUUUUUGAAUUUAUAUUAAUUCAUUUUCAUCAUGAGCAACACCUCUCUGAAUUUUAUUUCGUGUUUUAUAUUAUCUUCGUAUAUGUUAUUGCUUGACUCAAUGUUUUGAUGUUUAUAUAAUAUAUUUAUUCAUGUUUUUGUCAUGAUUUAUAUUUGAUCAUUAUUUAUAAUCAGAUGAAAUUCAAAAUCAACUUAUAUAUGACUGUCUGCAUGUGUGCUGCCACCGAUAUAUUAAUUUUAUGCUUAUAUAUUCAGGUCAGUUUGAAUACCAUCAUUUUGCAAAAGUUUAAGACCGCUAUCCAAUGUACAAAACUAAAAAGAAAUGUAUUAUGUUAAUUUUGCAGUCCUAUAUUUUCAUAGGAAUUUUUUUACGAAUCUUGAAUCUUAAACUCACCGUAUGUCUAUAAUCACUUAUUAAUGUGGUAAGGAAUAAUUCACUUAUACCAUGCAGAAUAUUUAAAAUUCGUGUUAUAGCGUCUAAAAAAAUGAUGGUAUGAAAUAAAAAAAAAACGAUUAGGUAAUUAAUCAUUAUUGGUAUGGUGUAUCAUGUAUCAUGAACUUAAGAUAAUAACAUUAGUGCAUAUUGUAUUCAUAUUAUCAUGAAUUUAAUAAAGAUAAAAUUGAAGGAA
Molecule: messenger RNA, 2944 nt
Organism: Lytechinus variegatus (green sea urchin)
Lineage: Eukaryota; Metazoa; Echinodermata; Echinoidea; Temnopleuroida; Toxopneustidae
Product: heat shock 70 kDa protein IV
Exons: 2
Coding region: 141-2066 (641 amino acids)
Biological process (GO): cellular response to unfolded protein; protein refolding
Cellular component (GO): cytoplasm
Molecular function (GO): ATP-dependent protein folding chaperone; ATP binding; misfolded protein binding
Source: RefSeq, a predicted model, not a curated record